UAAAUCAGAGGCUGAAGAAUUUUUAAAACCCUGCUUCCAUAAACAAACCCUAGCUUGGAAUGGAAGCCACACUAUUAUUCAAACCAAAACCAUUGCUACUGUCAACCAGAAGACGAAAUAUUUCUGGCAAUCUAUGCUGUAUCAAAUCUGCUAGAUUUAGCGUGUGCUCCGCAUUUGCCAGCAUUGAAGUCGCCAAAAACUACAAGAAUUCGACUUUAACUUAUAGCUCUAAAUACGCAUCACCAUUGACUGGUGAGUUGUUUUCGUCAUCCUCAGUGGGGCGAUAUAAAUCUUGGUUUUUUCCAACUUCAUUGUCCAUGGAGCGAUAUGGAUCGCUUUCUAAUCAGCAAUCGUAUGCGGUCUGCGAAGAAGAUGAUGCGAAUGUUACUGAAGCUAUCUGGUCAAUGCCCAGUCAUUCAAAGGGGCGGUCGUCUACAGAGAGUGGCAUAAGCAUCACCAAACUGCAGGUGGGAUUAUAUGUCCAUGGAUGCGUUCAAACGGAUCCCUAAAAGGAAUCCUAAUUCCCGAGAGUUGUUCAAAGAGAACUUAAAAAGGAUCUCAAUCGAAUUGCAGAAACUGCUGAUACAUCCACCUAUAAUGAUUGGAUCUAUAUAUUGGAGGGUGGAUGUGAGAAACAACUUAGAAUAUGCAGAAGACUAAAGAGAGAAAUUUGAUGAAGAGACACUUGUUAAUUUAAAUGGAGCUACAAAGAAAAACAUAGCCACUCAACAACUUGAUGAAUUGGGAGAUACAUAUUUUGUGGUGACAAUUUUGUUUGCGGCUAAAGGAGAAAUAAAUUUGCCCAUUAUAAAAGACAACAAAGACCUAAAGAAGGAUUUGCAGAUGCUUCAGUCCAUUCAUACUUCUAAACAAAUACAAGGUGUAAAUGUAUUGUGGACUCCACAAGCAGAGAAUGACAUCAUGUCAGUUUCAGAAUUUAAUCAACUAUAUCCACAGUUAAGGUCAUUGAAAAUGUUAUUCAUAGAUGAAGAUUUCCAAUCAAGUUUAUCUACAUUGAAGACCACUGUAGAACUUUUAAAAUAAAUGUUCUGAGAGAGGAACUAAUAAAAUAAAUUAUUGAUUUUUUUCUGAUCAAUAACCAUUAUUUUCUUUCAGAAAAACAGAAGAAACAGAAGUUAACUCUAUGUUUAUAAAAUCUUAUUUUAUUCCCUAUUAUUUUAUGUUUUUCAUACAGGAGAAAAAUUGAAAGAUUUUAAACUUUCUGUUUCUUUCUUCAUGUGGAAUUGUUGAAACUUGAUAUUAUGGAAAGACGACAAUAAAGGAAAGAGGGCAUGAGCAAUUCCGGAGGGGGAAGAAAUGAUUUUGAUCUGAUCUUCAUCUUCCCUUUCAUCUGUGUUCUAUUAUCCCAGUUGAAGAUACAGAAAAAAAGGUGUGGAGAUGGAGCCAAAUUCAUGGAUUUCUAAUUGUUUCUGUAGCUGCGGCUGUAGCCCUGUCAACUGUUAUAACAAUGUGAUCAUGUGAUAAUGGCUACAUGAAUUGAAUGUACUAUUGACCCAGUUGCAAUAAAUUAAAAUUGAACUUUAAAAUAUUAAGAAAAUUUCUGAUAUGGAGACAUUGAAUUCAUUGCUAGUAGCAGUUAUGCAGAGAAUAGAAUAAUUUCUAUCAAUUUUAAAAGUUCCUUCCAUAGAUUGCUGAUCGAACGGCUUCCGAUUAAUUUUACCGAAGUCCAAGAUGGCUAAAUAACAAAAAUCUCUUCAUAUAUAGUUAACAAAUAUUAGACUGCGCAGCCCUAUAAAGCUUAUAAAUUUGAGGGACCAGGAGCUAAUACAAACAGCAGAUCCAAGAGCCGUUUAGAAUUCUGAGCAAGUGUCCAUCAAUAGAACUUGAACUUCAUCAAUGUCUAAGCAAAGGUUGGAGGGUAAGGUGGCACUUAUCACUGGUUCAGCUAGUGGGAUCGGUGAGGAGGCAGUGAGAUUAUUUGCUGAGAAUGGAGCUCUUAUUGUAGCUGCUGAUCUCCAAGAUGAACUUGGGCACCGAGUCGUUGAAUCUAUCGGCAGAGACACAGUUAGUUAUCACCACUGCGAUGUGAGAGAUGAGAAGCAAGUUGAGGAAACAGUGAAUUACACCUUGGAGAAAUAUGGAAAGCUAGAUGUUUUGUUCAGCAAUGCUGGAAUCAUAGGCCCAUUAAGUGGCAUCCUGGAAUUUGACAUGGGUGAAUUUGACAACACCAUGGCCACAAAUGUUCGAGGGGUAGCAGCCACAAUCAAACACGCAGCACGAGCUAUGGUGGAUAGAAAUAUUCGAGGAUCAAUCAUAUGCACAACCAGUGUUGCAUCAUCACUGGGAGGAACAGGUCCACAUGCUUACACCAUAUCAAAACAUGCUCUAGUUGGCUUAGUGAGAACAGCCUGCAGCGAGCUGGGCGCUUAUGGGAUCAGAGUUAAUUGCGUCUCCCCAUUUGGAGUUGCCACACCUCUUGCUUGUACAGCUUAUAAUCUGAGACCUGAUGAAGUUGAAGCCAAUAGUUGUUCUAUUGCUAACUUGAAGGGCAUUGUUUUAAAGGCUAGGCAUAUCGCCGACGCUGCAUUAUUUCUGGCGUCCGAUGAAUCUGCUUACAUCAGUGGCCACAAUUUGGCUGUUGAUGGAGGCUUCACAGUGGUCAAUCACAGUUUCUCAACCUAAGUGUCGCGGCUUUCCACAAUGAAAGAGGCAAUCAGCCAACUAUUUUAUGUAUGGUUGGCACUAAUUUAUUGCCUCCAUGAAAAACUGAAGUAUUUUUAUUAUUAAGUCAAACCUUGUUACCUGCGCUUGGCAUGUGCAUUUUCCUUGUAAUCUGCAAUGCUAUUAUUAUUAUGCAUCAACCUUUUAUUCUCAUGCAUUAACAGGCA
Molecule: messenger RNA, 2849 nt
Organism: Mangifera indica (mango)
Lineage: Eukaryota; Viridiplantae; Streptophyta; Magnoliopsida; Sapindales; Anacardiaceae
Product: short-chain dehydrogenase reductase 3b-like
Exons: 7
Coding region: 1858-2643 (261 amino acids)
Source: RefSeq, a predicted model, not a curated record